Heterobilharzia americana is the source of this 3047-nucleotide messenger RNA. The record is from the annotation of a GenBank genome assembly. NCBI's taxonomy places the organism in Eukaryota, Metazoa, Platyhelminthes, Trematoda, Strigeidida, Schistosomatidae.
UAUAUAGAGGCGCUCUAUUCAAUGUGGGAGUUAGAAGAACGGGGUGUAAAUAAUGAAUAUCUCAGAUCCUUUGUUGUUAGUCAGCCAGGUGAUAUCAAGUUUGGAGGGCCAAAAUGUGACAUAAGUAUAGUUAACAAUGUGCACAGUGAGAUAGCUGUAAUUUCUGUUACCGAUAUGAAUGGCUUGUGCUUCAGUUUGUCGGAAAACUUCCCUGGACAAACUGUCGUCAAUGGUGCAUCACUUUCUGGAGGUUGGCAAGCCAUUCGUUCAGGAGAUGUAAUGCAGUUCGUUUCUGCUCGGCAUAAAAAGUUCAUUUUAAAGUUCACACAACUUAAUAUUGCAUUUUCCUCAAUGGAAAAGCAGGUAAAGAAAAAAGCAAAAGCAGACGCUGCCCUUCUCCAUGCUAAUAUUUUAAGUGAAUGGUCGAGGAAGUGUAACCUACUUGUUAUGCAGUUUCUAGUUGUUACUUCAAAGGUCGUAUGUGCAUUGCUCUGCUGUGUUCCAAUUGUUACCCCAAGCUACCUGGAAGAAAUUAAAAGGAUUCGUAUGCUCACACUCGCAGCAAAACCUGACCCACGUAACUUCUUGCCCCACAUGAAAGAAGAAAAGCUGAUGAGCAGUGAUGCUCCGAAGUUUUUUCCAAAUGAUUUACGUCGUAACUUAUUCCAUGGGAAAACAUUCUUCGUUCUUAAUCAAGAAAAGUACGACCGUCUGCUGGAAAUAAUCAAUCUUGGAAGUGGAAAGCUAUAUCUGCUUGAUUCGUAUGAUUCCCUUCUCACUGUGCUCUCUGAAAGUGACAUGUGCACUUCUGGAAGUUCUUCUGGAGAAGAUAUUCUGCGUGAUGUCUUAUCGAAACCGGGAUUUUGUGUCGUUCAUUUGCAUCCCACCUCAGUAACUGAAUUAUGGCAACGCAAGAUUUAUUCCGUUCUGCGAAGUUUAAACCAAAGACCGAUUUUGGAAUCAGAGUUGGGUUUCGCCGUUGUGCAUUGUUCCACAAAGUUGUAUUGCAACCCAAAUAAGCGUUGUCCUGAUGGAUUAUACCAUGAAAUUAAUGUAUCGGAAGCUUUUUCAGUGAACCCAUUUCAAAUAGACUCGGAAAUCAUUCCGUCAGAACUUAGUGAAUCGCAUACUACAAUGAAUAGCCUCAAGAUGUCUACUUCGUCUUGCAGAAAUUUUCCUUUGAAACCAAAAAACAAUGAGUGGAAUAAUGGGCAAGAACGGUUACCUUCUGUAGCAACAAGACCUCAUAAGAAUUUAUGUGAAACUGCUGUCUCUAAAAUAGUUCCUGCAAGAACUGACCUGUUUCAGAAUAUCAGCCCUCAGUGUAUUCUGAAGAGGAUUUGUUGAGCAAAUUAAACAGUAUGCCUUCACUCCUUCAGUUAGCAAUGAAAAAAAGUGCGCUAUCAGAGUCAAAAGAGAAGGACAAAGACAGUGCAGUGCAGCCUUUCUCGUCUCCGGUUGCUGAUGGUUUCGAUCAUAUCGAAUCAAAUCUCUCUCAAAAUGACUUAUCCAUAUUAAAUAAGGACUCUACUUUAGCUGUCCCCACAGAACCGAAUUCGUGUGAUAUGAGCCAUACUAAAGUGAAUGGUAAUCCUUUAUUACCAUCAACUGGUGAAAGAUUGGUGCCAGAAGGUUGGCUUCGGAAACGUGCAAAUGAUGGUGCUGAUCCAGUAAGCUUUUUGAAAAUUUCAUUUCUCAAGUGGUUACCUUUGUAAAAUAUAGUAUGUUCUUGUAUCGUAACGUAUUAGUGUAACUUAAUGACACUGAACCACUCACAGUAAUGCAUCGGUACCAGCUAUUAUUUUUCUCAGUAACUUGCCUGAAGUGAUGAAGAUUUGGAAUCAGGUGUAAAAGGACGUUGGAAGAGAUAAACUAAAAGUAAUUCAUAUUUAUCAUGUCGCACAAAAUAUACAUCCUUCGACUUAUAUCACCUCAUGAACCGUGUUAUCGAAGUUCACAUAUAUGGCUCAUGGCUGAUAUAAAUAGUCAGUAUCCUAAGUGUUAGUUCUGUUUAGGUAUCUAAUUUGGUAGUCAGCAUUGUCGUGAGAUGUGAAGAGUCAUCUUCUGGAAGAUGUUUACAGUAAGGUGGGGUAGAAUGGGGCUUAUGUUUUGCUACUGAAUCGAACAAGUGAUCAAUUCCCACUGUUAUGUUCUUAUCAGCAGGAAAUGAGAAUUUUGUACAUUGUCUAUCCAGAAAAUUAACACGUCUAAAUAUUGAAGGAACUUCACUUUCUGAGGUGUGUAUUUUCAGAAAUGGAUACCGCGGAGUACUUUGAUAAAUACCUAAAUCAUGGAGAAUAUUUAUGGCUCAGGUGGAUGGUCUUGGUUGUAUUGUGUUCUCUCAGCUCAGAGAAAUACCUUGAUCAAAUAACCGUUUAUCAGAAAUCAGCCAUCGAGGAGAAAGGAAACUGCUUUUGUAUUUGAAAUGCAACUUAAAUGCCUCACAUUAGCUCCGUAUAAAAAUUACCAGAAGACCAUUGUUUGCCGCAUCACGGUGAAUCACUCCUACAACCCCCCCCUACAGCUUUGGAAAACCGUGACUAUUGGUCGAAUAUCAGUUCACCUGAUGCUGUGAAGGAGGUUGUACCUAGAAACAGAUUGUUCAGUUUUAGCGCCUAUGAGUGACGUGGCUCAAUGAAGAUGAGUGCAGAUUCUUGUUAUUAGUUGGCGACGUAAUGAUGAUUCGUUUGUGAACACCUCUGAGACCAAUCAGAUUAAGUAAUGCAGCGUUUCUCCAAAUGUUUAACACCCUGCUGUCGUGUAUUUACUAAUUCUAUCGUCUUCUAUCUAAAAUUUAGUUUUAUUGUUUCAUUUUUAGUACUAAUUUUCGAAUAGUAGUCGGUAUGUGGUUACGAGGAAGAUCCUUCUGUACUUGGAACUCCAAAAAAUCAUCAAAACAGCUUCACAUGUCUUUCUGAAUUCUCCUUUUACAGAGCUGAUGUUCAGUAAAUCAAAGCACUACAUGAAUUGUGACAACGUUUCAGUUGUCCAUUAUUAAAUGCCAGCCUAAAAUGGACGUUGAUAUGAAUCAUGCUAUAAUUAAAGUU